Molecule: messenger RNA, 2112 nt
Organism: Fusarium vanettenii 77-13-4
Lineage: Eukaryota; Fungi; Ascomycota; Sordariomycetes; Hypocreales; Nectriaceae
Exons: 5
Coding region: 1-2112 (703 amino acids)
Biological process (GO): protein deubiquitination
Cellular component (GO): nucleus; cytosol
Molecular function (GO): cysteine-type deubiquitinase activity; cysteine-type endopeptidase activity
Source: RefSeq, a predicted model, not a curated record
AUGGCGGGCUUUUUCAACAAGAUCAAGGGCUCCAACACGGCCUCUUCCUCCCCAUCCCACAAAGAUGCCGUCACGAAGAAGAAAGAGGAGCCCAUUCUCGACCUCACUCCUCUGGAGAAGAUGCUCCAGAAUGCCGGGCCCUUACGAGACGAUGGUACUGAUCGAUUCUUCGGCCUCGAGAACUUUGGAAACACAUGCUAUUUUCCCAUCACCAUCAGACCCCCACCUACCGACCCAGUGGUCAACCUCCCGAAACAAAAGGGGCUCAGCACAUCACAAGUGAUCAAGCAACGGCAAGCCAUGAACCAUCAACUGCCCGGGCAGGUUGGUGUUCGGCCCGAGGACAAGCCAGACACCCCCGAAUAUAAGAAGAAGCAAGCCAUGAUCAAGGGCCCUAUCUUGGAGCUGGCCAAAGAAAACUCGGCCGCCUACGGCAUGGACGAAUGCACAUUCACUGGACUCAAGGACAUCUUCCUGGCCUUGCUGGAAAGCAACACACACACUGGCGUUCUCAGCCCGCAGCGAUUUCUCGAGAUUUUCAAACGCGACAACGAAAUGUUCCGAAACUCAAUGCAUCAGGAUGCCCAUGAGUUCUACGGUUUGGUGCUGAAUGAUGUCAUUAACAGUGUUGAGGCGACGGCCCGCAAAAUGCACCUACAGGCUCCUGCUGACGGCCUCGACGGGCUGGCAAAUUCGGUGGGCCAUGCCCUUGGGUCUGCCAUGGUUAACAACGCGUCAGGGGCUUCCUCCCCGGGAACAGGCUGGGUCCAUGACAUAUUUGAGGGCGUUUUGACAUCAGAAACCAAGUGCCUGACGUGCGAGACAGCAUCGCAGCGGGAUGAGACGUUUCUAGAUCUGUCGAUUGACCUGGAGGAGCAUUCAUCCGUCACCUCCUGCUUGCGCAAGUUUUCUGCCGAAGAGAUGCUCUGCGAGAGAAACAAGUUCCAUUGCGACCACUGUGGCGGUCUUCAGGAAGCUGAGAAGCGAAUGAAGGUCAAGCGGUUACCCAAGAUCCUGACGCUGCACCUGAAGCGGUUCAAGUACACGGAGGACUACAGCCGCCUGCAGAAACUGUUUCACCGUGUUGUGUAUCCCUAUCACCUACGCAUGUUCAACACAACAGAAGAUGCAGGGGACCCCGACCGCCUGUACGAGCUGUACGCUGUCGUGGUUCACAUUGGCGGCAACGCCUAUCAUGGGCAUUAUGUGUCCAUCAUCAAGGUUCCUGGCCGAGGCUGGGUUCUUUUCGACGACGAAAUGGUUGAGCCCGUGGACAAGAAUUUUGUCCGCAACUUUUUUGGCGACAAGCCAGGGAUGGCCACAGCAUACGUCCUAUUCUACCAAGAAACCACAUUCGAAAAGGUUCGAGAAGAGAUGGAAAAAGAAGGCAUGGAAGAGGUCAAGCUUGCCAACGAAGCGGCCAGCCUAGCCCAGGAGAAUGGCGAAAAGGCAGAGUCAACACCACUAAAGAGACAAGCCACACAGCCAGUGACUCCAGCUCCGGAUCAGGAGGUGCUGGCGAAACUCGCACACUCGAGCACAGCGCCAGUGUUAUCCUCGAUAGCGCCUACAAAAACUCCAGACCCGACACCCGCGGCGGCUCCGGCAACACCCUUGACGAAUGGCAUAACCCACACGAACACAAAUACCGAAGUCAAGACGAAGGAGGACAAGAAGCGAGAAAAGAAGGAGCGGGAGGCUGCGGAGAAGGCAGAAAAGCAAGCAGAAAAGGAGAGGGAGAAGCAGGCCAAACUUGAAGAGAAGAAACGACGAGAAGAGCAAACCAAGAUGAUACAAGCACGAAGAAACGAGCAAGACGAACUGCAAAAGGUGCUCGAGGCCAGCAAAAAGACUGCGACGCAGGAAGAGGCAGUGAGGAAGAAGGAGAAUGGAACGGUGCUCAGCCACAAUCUCCUUGAUCGGACCAAACGAGGCAGCAAAUCGAUGUCGAGGAAGAGCUUCUCUCUCUUCCAUCACAAGGAUAAGGGCACUGCGCAGGCUCUUCAGGAUGCGUCAAACGGCGACGGGAGCGAGAAGCACGACAAACUCAAGGAUCGCCUCAGUUUCGGGCUCGGACGCAAGAAGAGCACAAACCUACUUUCACAAUCAUAA